Messenger RNA from Lonchura striata (white-rumped munia), 1224 nucleotides. NCBI's taxonomy places the organism in Eukaryota, Metazoa, Chordata, Aves, Passeriformes, Estrildidae. The record is from RefSeq and is a predicted model, not a curated record.
AUGGGACCACCAGGAACCCCUCGAGAUCCCACAUGGCACCACCACAACCCCCUGGGGCCAUCAGGAACCCCUCGAGAUCCCACAUGGCACCACCACAACCCCCUGGGGCCAUCAGGAACCCCCCGAGAUCCCCCAUGGAACCACCAGGAACCCCUCGAGAUCCCCCAUGGGGCCACCACAACCUCCCUGGGGCCACCAGGAACCUCUUGGGGCUACCAGAACCCCCUCAAGACCCCCCCAUGGGGUCACCAGAACCCCCUCGAGAUCCCCCAUGGGACCACCAGGAACCCCUCGAGAUCCCCCAUGGGACCACCAGAACCCCUCGAGAUCCCCCAUGGGGCCACCACAACCUCCCUGGGUCCACCAGUAACCUCCUGGGGCCACCAGAACCCUCUCGAGAUCCCCCAUGGGACCACCAGGAACCCCUCGAGAUCCCCCAUGGGACCACCACAACCUCCCUGGGGCCAUCAGGAACCCCUCGAGAUCCCCCAUGGGACCACCAGGAACCCCCUGGGGCCACCAGAACCCCUCGAGAUCCCACAUGGGACCACCACAACCCCCUGGGGCCAUCAGGAACCCCUCGAGAUCCCCCAUGGGACCACCACAACCUCCCUGGGGCCAUCAGGAACCCCUCAAGAUCCCCCCUGGGGCCACCAGAACCCCUCGAGAUCCCCCAUGGGGCCACCACAACCCCCUGGGGCCAUCAGGAACCCCUCGAGAUCCCCCAUGGGUCCACCACAACCUCCCUGGGGCCACCAGGAAUCUCCUGGGGCCACCAGAAACCCCUCGAGAUCCCCCAUGGGACCACCAGGAACACCUCGAGAUCCCCCAUGGGACCACCAGGAACCCCUCGAGAUCCCCCAUGGGACCACCACAACCCCCUGGGGCCACCACAACCCCCUCGAGAUCCCCCAUGGGACCACCACAACCCCCUCGAGAUCCCCCAUGGGACCACCAGGAACCCCCUGGGGCCACCAGAACCCCUCGAGAUCCCACAUGGGACCACCACCACCUCCCUGGGGCCAUCAGGAACCCCUCGAGAUCCCCCAAGGGACCACCACAACCCCUCGAGAUUCCCCAUGGGACCACCACAACCCCCUGGGGCCAUCAGGAACCCCUCGAGAUCUCCCAUGGGACCACCACAACCCCCUGGGGCCACCAGAACCCCUUGAGAUCUCCCAUGGGACCACCACAACCUCCCUGGGGCCAUCAGGAACCCCUUGA